AUGAAUUCUAAUUGUAUUUCUUUUACAUCUUUAGAAUCGAAGUUAGUUUCUAUUAAUGCGGAUGCCACUGCAACAACAAGAACUUCAUCUUCAAUUAAAUCAUUUACUACAACUGAAAUUUCUACAAUUACUUCUACUUACACUUCCACCGACUCUGAAGGCAAUGUUACCACCGGUACCACUACCUACCCAGUCUCUCACACCAGUGAAGAAGAAGUCACCACUUCUACUUACACUUCCACCGACUCUGAAGGUAAUGUUACCACCGGUACCACUACCUACCCAGUCUCUCACACCAGUGAAGAAGAAUUGACUACUUCUACUUACACUUCCACCGACUCUGAAGGUAAUGUUACCACUGGUACCACUACCUACCCAGUCUCUCACACCAGUGAAGAAGAAGUCACCACUUCUACUUACACUUCCACCGACUCUGAAGGUAAUGUUACCACCGGUACCACUACCUACCCAGUCUCUCACACUUCUGAAGAAGAAGUCACCACUUCUACUUACACUUCCACCGACUCUGAAGGUAAUGUUACCACCGGUACCACUACCUACCCAGUCUCUCACACUUCUGAAGAAGAAGUCACCACUUCUACUUACACUUCCACCGACUCUGAAGGUAAUGUUACCACCGGUACCACUACCUACCCAGUCUCUCACACCAGUGAAGAAGAAUUGACUACUUCUACUUACACUUCCACCGACUCUGAAGGUAAUGUUACCACCGGUACCACUACCUACCCAGUCUCUCACACCAGUGAAGAAGAAGUCACCACUUCUACUUACACUUCCACCGACUCUGAAGGUAAUGUUACCACCGGUACCACUACCUACCCAGUCUCUCACACUUCUGAAGAAGAAGUCACCACUUCUACUUACACUUCCACCGACUCUGAAGGUAAUGUUACCACCGGUACCACUACCUACCCAGUCUCUCACACCAGUGAAGAAGAAUUGACUACUUCUACUUACACUUCCACCGACUCUGAAGGUAAUGUUACCACCGGUACCACUACCUACCCAGUCUCUCACACCAGUGAAGAAGAAGUCACCACUUCUACUUACACUUCCACUGACUCUGAAGGUAAUGUUACCACCGGUACCACUACCUACCCAGUCUCUCACACCAGUGAAGAAGAAUUGACUACUUCUACUUACACUUCUACCGACUCUGAAGGUAAUGUUACCACCGGUACCACUACCUACCCAGUCUCUCACACUUCUGAAGAAGAAGUCACCACUUCUACUUACACUUCCACCGACUCUGAAGGUAAUGUUACCACCGGUACCACUACCUACCCAGUCUCUCACACCAGUGAAGAAGAAUUGACUACUUCUACUUACAUUUCCACCGACUCUGAAGGUAAUGUUACCACCGGUACCACUACCUACCCAGUCUCUCACACUUCUGAAGAAGAAGUCACCACUUCUACUUACACUUCCACCGACUCUGAAGGUAAUGUUACCACCGGUACCACUACCUACCCAGUCUCUCACACCAGUGAAGAAGAAUUGACUACUUCUACUUACACUUCCACUGACUCUGAAGGUAAUGUUACCACCGGUACCACUACCUACCCAGUCUCUCACACCAGUGAAGAAGAAUUGACUACUUCUACUUACACUUCCACUGACUCUGAAGGUAAUGUUACCACUGGUACCACUACCUACCCAGUCUCUCACACCAGUGAAGAAGAAGUCACCACUUCUACUUACACUUCCACCGACUCUGAAGGUAAUGUUACCACCGGUACCACUACCUACCCAGUCUCUCACACCAGUGAAGAAGAAUUGACUACUUCUACUUACACUUCCACCGACUCUGAAGGUAAUGUUACCACCGGUACCACUACCUACCCAGUCUCUCACACCAGUGAAGAAGAAUUGACUACUUCUACUUACACUUCCACCGACUCUGAAGGUAAUGUUACCACCGGUACCACUACCUACCCAGUCUCUCACACCAGUGAAGAAGAAGUCACCACUUCUACUUACACUUCCACCGACUCUGAAGGUAAUGUUACCACCGGUACCACUACCUACCCAGUCUCUCACACCAGUGAAGAAGAAUUGACUACUUCUACUUACACUUCCACUGACUCUGAAGGUAAUGUUACCACCGGUACCACUACCUACCCAGUCUCUCACACCAGUGAAGAAGAAUUGACUACUUCUACUUACACUUCCACCGACUCUGAAGGUAAUGUUACCACCGGUACCACUACCUACCCAGUCUCUCACACCAGUGAAGAAGAAUUGACUACUUCUACUUACACUUCCACCGACUCUGAAGGUAAUGUUACCACCGGUACCACUACCUACCCAGUCUCUCACACUUCUGAAGAAGAAGUCACCACUUCUACUUACACUUCCACCGACUCUGAAGGUAAUGUUACCACCGGUACCACUACCUACCCAGUCUCUCACACCAGUGAAGAAGAAUUGACUACUUCUACUUACACUUCCACCGACUCUGAAGGUAAUGUUACCACCGGUACCACUACCUACCCAGUCUCUCACACUUCUGAAGAAGAAGUCACCACUUCUACUUACACUUCCACCGACUCUGAAGGUAAUGUUACCACCGGUACCACUACCUACCCAGUCUCUCACACCAGUGAAGAAGAAUUGACUACUUCUACUUACACUUCCACCGACUCUGAAGGUAAUGUUACCACCGGUACCACUACCUACCCAGUCUCUCACACCAGUGAAGAAGAAGUCACCACUUCUACUUACACUUCCACCGACUCUGAAGGUAAUGUUACCACCGGUACCACUACCUACCCAGUCUCUCACACCAGUGAAGAAGAAUUGACUACUUCUACUUACACUUCCACUGACUCUGAAGGUAAUGUUACCACCGGUACCACUACCUACCCAGUCUCUCACACCAGUGAAGAAGAAUUGACUACUUCUACUUACACUUCCACUGACUCUGAAGGUAAUGUUACCACUGGUACCACUACCUACCCAGUCUCUCACACCAGUGAAGAAGAAGUCACCACUUCUACUUACACUUCUACCGACUCUGAAGGUAAUGUUACCACCGGUACCACUACCUACCCAGUCUCUCACACCAGUGAAGAAGAAGUCACCACUUCUACUUACACUUCUACCGACUCUGAAGGUAAUGUUACCACCGGUACCACUACCUACCCAGUCUCUCACACUUCUGAAGAAGAAGUCACCACUUCUACUUACACUUCCACCGACUCUGAAGGUAAUGUUACCACCGGUACCACUACCUACCCAGUCUCUCACACCAGUGAAGAAGAAGUCACCACUUCUACUUACACUUCCACCGACUCUGAAGGUAAUGUUACCACCGGUACCACUACCUACCCAGUCUCUCACACCAGUGAAGAAGAAUUGACUACUUCUACUUACACUUCCACCGACUCUGAAGGUAAUGUUACCACUGGUACCACUACCUACCCAGUCUCUCACACCAGUGAAGAAGAAUUGACAACUUCUACUUACAUUUCCACCGACUCUGAAGGUAAUGUUACCACCGGUACCACUACCUACCCAGUCUCUCACACCAGUGAAGAAGAAUUGACUACUUCUACUUACACUUCCACCGACUCUGAAGGUAAUGUUACCACCGGUACCACUACCUACCCAGUCUCUCACACCAGUGAAGAAGAAGUCACCACUUCUACUUACACUUCCACCGACUCUGAAGGUAAUGUUACCACCGGUACCACUACCUACCCAGUCUCUCACACCAGUGAAGAAGAAGUCACCACUUCUACUUACACUUCUACCGACUCUGAAGGUAAUGUUACCACCGGUACCACUACCUACCCAGUCUCUCACACUUCUGAAGAAGAAGUCACCACUUCUACUUACACUUCCACCGACUCUGAAGGUAAUGUUACCACCGGUACCACUACCUACCCAGUCUCUCACACCAGUGAAGAAGAAUUGACUACUUCUACUUACACUUCCACCGACUCUGAAGGUAAUGUUACCACCGGUACCACUACCUACCCAGUCUCUCACACCAGUGAAGAAGAAUUGACUACUUCUACUUACACUUCCACUGACUCUGAAGGUAAUGUUACCACCGGUACCACUACCUACCCAGUCUCUCACACCAGUGAAGAAGAAGUCACCACUUCUACUUACACUUCCACCGACUCUGAAGGUAAUGUUACCACCGGUACCACUACCUACCCAGUCUCUCACACCAGUGAAGAAGAAGUCACCACUUCUACUUACACUUCCACCGACUCUGAAGGUAAUGUUACCACCGGUACCACUACCUACCCAGUCUCUCACACCAGUGAAGAAGAAGUCACCACUUCUACUUACACUUCCACCGACUCUGAAGGUAAUGUUACCACCGGUACCACUACCUACCCAGUCUCUCACACCAGUGAAGAAGAAUUGACUACUUCUACUUACACUUCCACCGACUCUGAAGGUAAUGUUACCACCGGUACCACUACCUACCCAGUCUCUCACACCAGUGAAGAAGAAUUGACUACUUCUACUUACACUUCCACCGACUCUGAAGGUAAUGUUACCACCGGUACCACUACCUACCCAGUCUCUCACACCAGUGAAGAAGAAGUCACCACUUCUACUUACACUUCCACCGACUCUGAAGGUAAUGUUACCACCGGUACCACUACCUACCCAGUCUCUCACACCAGUGAAGAAGAAUUGACUACUUCUACUUACACUUCCACCGACUCUGAAGGUAAUGUUACCACCGGUACCACUACCUACCCAGUCUCUCACACCAGUGAAGAAGAAUUGACUACUUCUACUUACACUUCCACCGACUCUGAAGGUAAUGUUACCACCGGUACCACUACCUACCCAGUCUCUCACACUUCUGAAGAAGAAGUCACCACUUCUACUUACACUUCCACCGACUCUGAAGGUAAUGUUACCACCGGUACCACUACCUACCCAGUCUCUCACACUUCUGAAGAAGAAGUCACCACUUCUACUUACACUUCCACCGACUCUGAAGGUAAUGUUACCACCGGUACCACUACCUACCCAGUCUCUCACACCAGUGAAGAAGAAUUGACUACUUCUACUUACACUUCUACCGACUCUGAAGGUAAUGUUACCACCGGUACCACUACCUACCCAGUCUCUCACACUUCUGAAGAAGAAGUCACCACUUCUACUUACACUUCCACCGACUCUGAAGGUAAUGUUACCACCGGUACCACUACCUACCCAGUCUCUCACACCAGUGAAGAAGAAUUGACUACUUCUACUUACACUUCCACCGACUCUGAAGGUAAUGUUACCACCGGUACCACUACCUACCCAGUCUCUCACACUUCUGAAGAAGAAUUGACUACUUCUACUUACACUUCCACCGACUCUGAAGGUAAUGUUACCACUGGUACCACUACCUACCCAGUCUCUCACACCAGUGAAGAAGUAGUCACCACUUCUACUUACACUUCUACCGACUCUGAAGGUAAUGUUACCACCGGUACCACUACUUACCCAGUGUCUGAUAUUAGUUCCUUGUCGAGUGUUUCUGUUGUAAUUUCUUCGAGAUCAAACGGAUUGUCUUUUGAUAAUUCUGGUACGUUUUUGAUGAGUUCAAGUGUGAUUAGUAUGUCAUCGAGUCUGUUGACUUCUCAUGACGUCAUAGAUACUAAUAUUAAUAGUAAAUCCUCUCAUGAUAUAGGCAGUGGUGUGAUAUCCUCGAUGUUAUCUUCAAAGUCAAUUGGUAUCAGUACACUUUCUUCUUCUUAUGUUUAUCAAAAUUCAUCCUUCUCAAAUGGUGAUAUAUCUACAACUAUAACAACUAAAGGUUCUUCUACCAUUGUUCAAUCCGAAGGAGUUUUAACUUCAAGUUGUUCACCAUUUAGUAAGAUAGAUUCAAAAUCCUUUUCAGUUAAUGCUGACCUAUCGCAGACCAGUAAACAAUCCGUUACAAGCAAAUCCAUAAUCACUGAAAUAACAUCAAACCCAGAAUUAGAAACUUCAAGUUUGAAUAACGAUCCAACAAAUCUUGGUCAGAAGCAACAGGUAUGGAGUUGUCUACUAUCAAUGAAUAUGAAAGAAGAUGGUUAA
Molecule: messenger RNA, 6066 nt
Organism: Vanderwaltozyma polyspora DSM 70294
Lineage: Eukaryota; Fungi; Ascomycota; Saccharomycetes; Saccharomycetales; Saccharomycetaceae
Exons: 1
Coding region: 1-6066 (2021 amino acids)
Source: RefSeq, a predicted model, not a curated record